AUGGCAGCCCAGAGGAUUCGAGCUGCCAACUCCAGUGGCCUCCCGCGCUGCAAGUCCGAGGGGACGCUGAUCGACCUCGGCGAAGGGUUUUCGGAAACCAGCUUUAGUGACGUCAAAGUGCCUUCUCCUAGUGCCUUGCUGGUAGACAAUCCCACGCCUUUUGGAAAUGCAAAGGAAGUUGUAGCAAUCAAGGACUAUUGCCCAACUAACUUCACAACCUUAAAGUUCUCCAAGGGUGACCACCUCUACGUCUUGGAUACCUCAGGAGGCGAGUGGUGGUAUGCUCAUAAUACCACGGAAAUGGGUUACAUACCUUCCUCCUACGUCCAGCCUGUAAACUACCGCAACUCUUCCUUCACUGACAGUGGCAUGAUAGACAAUCUGCUCGAAAGCCCUGACGAAGGAGUCCGAGAGCUAGAUCUGCUUGGAGAGUGGACUGAUGUAAAGAGAAACUCUGCCAACACCUACAGUAACAACCCUUUCUUAAAUGGGGUCCAAACCAAUCCGUUUCUGAAUGGGAACUUGCAAAUGAUGCCCAGCUCAGACAAAGAGUGCACCCCCAAAACCACUGUGGACUUACUGCUGUUUGACACGGCAGCUCCUCCGUUUACAGGGGCCGGUUCUGCAAUGAACAGCAGCAUAAGUAACAUAUUUGUUGAACUUCCAUCCACAAAUGGAUUGGAGUUCGAACAGCCUGUGAGGCGGGACAAUCCCUUCUUCAGAAGUAAACGCUCAUACAGUUUGUCGGAGCUGUCUGUCCUUCAGGCAAAAUCAGAAAUGCCAGCAUCAUCAGGGUUUUUUACUGGAUUAAAAUCGCCUACCCCAGAGCAGUUCCAGAGCAGGGAAGAUUUUAGAACUGCCUGGCUGAACCACAGGAAGCUGGCACGGUCGUGCCACGACUUGGACUUGCUUGGCCAGAAUCCUGGCUGGGGUCAGACACAACCUGUGGAGACCAACAUCGUCUGCAAGCUGGAUAGUUCUGGUGGAGCAGUUCAGCUCCCGGAUACAAACAUCAGCAUCCAUGUGCCAGAAGGACACGUCUCGCCGGGGGAAACACAGCAGAUCUCCAUGAAAGCCCUGUUAGACCCACCCCUGGAGCUCAACAGUGACAAAUGCAGCACCAUAAGCCCAGUGCUGGAGAUUAAACUGAGCAACAUGGAAGUAAAAACGUUCAUCAUGUUGGAGAUGAAAGUGUCGGCGGAGGUCAAGAAUGACAUUGUGAGUCAGAGCUUGGUGGGAUUACAGUGCCUGCGUAGUGACACAAAAGAAGGACCCUAUACACCAAUGCAACUCAGCUAUUCCUAUGGAGACACGAUACAGGUGCAAUUGGAUAACCUGGAACCUUGUAUGUAUGUAGCUGUUGUAGCCCAAGGACAGAAUGUCAUAUAUCCUUACACUGUCUGGGACUACAUCAGUAAAAAGAUCACAGUGGGUGUCUAUGGCCCCAAACACAUACAUCCUUCUUUUAAAACCAUAGUGGCUAUUUUUGGACACGAGUGUGCGCCAAAGACUCUCUUAGUGACCGAGGUUACACGGCAAAUCCACGGCGUGGCGCCUGUGGCCCUGCAGCUGUGGGGCAAGCACCAGUUCGCUCUGGCCCAGCCGCAGGACCUGAAACUCUGCAUGUUUUCCAACAUGACUAAUUAUGAGGUGAAGGCCAGCGAACAAGCCAAAAUCAUCAGAGGCUUCCAGAUGAAGCUGGGGAAAGUCAGCCGCCUCAUCUUCCCAAUCAUGUCCCAUGACUUCAAUGAGCUCUCAGACUUCACGUUGAGGAUACAGGUCAAGGAUGACAAGGACGCCAUAUUGACCCAGUUCUGUGUGCAAACACCACAACCACCUCCUAAAAGUGCCAUCAAGUCCACUGGGCAGAGAAGGUUCCUCAAGAAGAAUGAGGUUGGGAAGAUCAUUCUGUCCUCCCUGGCUGCCAGUAGCAAAUAUCCGGUCUUUCAGGAGCGGCCAGUUGCGAGCCUGAAGUAUGGCAAACUGCUUAAAACUGUAGUGCGCCAAAACAAGAACCAUUAUUUACUGGAAUAUAAGAAAGGAGAUGUCAUAGCGCUGCUCAGUGAAGAGAAGAUCAAACUGAAAGGCCAGCUGUGGACCAAGGAAUGGUACAUUGGCUACUACCAAGGAAAAAUCGGCCUUGUUCACGCCAAAAACGUGCUAGUGGUUGGGAAAGUCAAGCCCAGCUAUUUUUCUGGACCUGAUCUCACCACCAGUGCAUUGCUUGAGCAAAUCCUGAGGCCUUGCAAAUUUCUGACUUACAUCUACGCCUCAGUCAGGACUCUGCUUAUGGAGAACAUCAGCAGCUGGCGCUCGUUCGCAGACGCCUUGGGAUACAUGAACUUGCCGCUCACUUUCUUCUGUCGAGCAGAACUAGACAGCGAGUCGGAACGGGUAGCCUCGGUGCUGGAGAAGCUGAAAGAAGACUGCAAUAAUACUGAGAACAAGGAGAGGAAAUCUUUCCAGAAAGAGCUAAUGGCGGCCUUGCUGAAAAUGGACUGCCAGGGGCUGGUCGUGAGGCUCAUUCAGGACUUUGUGCUCCUGACCACAGCCGUGGAAGUGGCUCAGCGCUGGAGGGAGCUGGCAGAGAAGCUAGCCAAGGUCUCCAAACAACAGAUGGACGCCUACGAAGCCCCCCACCGAGACAGGAAUGGAGCGGUAGACAGUGAGGCCAUGUGGAAACCAGCCUACGACUUUCUGCUAACCUGGAGCAAUCAGAUUGGAGAUAGCUACCGAGAUGUCAUCCAGGAGCUGCACAUAGGGCUGGAUAAGAUGAAGAACCCCAUCACCAAGCGCUGGAAACAUCUAACAGGAACCCUGAUCCUAGUCAAUUCCUUGGACAUACUCCGUGCAGCCGCCUUUAGCCCUCCAGACCAUGAAGAUUUUGCUAUCUGA
Molecule: messenger RNA, 2895 nt
Organism: Emys orbicularis (European pond turtle)
Lineage: Eukaryota; Metazoa; Chordata; Testudines; Emydidae
Gene: SH3BP4
Product: SH3 domain binding protein 4
Exons: 4
Coding region: 1-2895 (964 amino acids)
Cellular component (GO): cytoplasm
Molecular function (GO): protein binding
Source: RefSeq, a predicted model, not a curated record